AUGCAAAAGGCAGUGACCAAUCUGGUGAAUGAGCUCAAUGAGAAAUCAAAGUCGAUGAGAAGAGGUGAGAACAAAAAAAUGGCCAAAACUGAAGCAGGUCUUGCAAGGGCGAGAGCCUUGAUUAAAGACGCGAUUAUUAAAAGUCGCACUUCACAAAUAGCACUUGAUGACAAGGAUGAUCAUGAUUAUAUCCCCCGAGGAGAAAUAUACAGGAAUGCCUAUGUAUUUCAAAGGAGUUAUAUGUUAAUGGAGAGCAUGUUCAAGAUAUAUGUCUACGAAGAAGGCGACCCACCUUUGUUUCACAAUGGCCCUUCAAAGGACAUAUAUUCGACGGAAGGGAUUCUUCUUGGGUUCAUUGAGUCGAACAGCAAAUUCAGAACCUAUGAUCCUGACGAGGCCCAUCUCUAUUUCCUGCCAUUUAGUGUGGUCAUGAUCCUCCAGAACCUGUUUGACCCGGUCGAGCGCGACAAGGCCGUGCUCGAACGUGUCGUGGGCGAUUAUGUUCGCACGGUGUCCGCCAAGUACUCGUACUGGAAUAGAAGCCUCGGGGCCGAUCAUUUCAUGCUCUCGUGCCAUGAUUGGGGGCCUCGAGCGACUUGGUACGUGCACCACUUAUACUUCACCUCAAUCCGAGUACUAUGCAACGCCAACACCUCCGAGUUUUUCAACCCUAGAAAAGACGUAUCGUUACCUGAGAUCAACCUUCCAGCCGGAGAAAUAAUCGGAUUAACAUCGCCGACAUCACCCAACCGAACGACCCUAGCAUUCUUCGCCGGCCAACUGCACGGCCGCAUCAGAUCAUUGCUCCUCCAACACUGGAAAGACAAAGACGACGACAUCAAGGUGUUCGAAAAGAUGCCGCUGAGCCCUAGCAAUAACAAUAGUAACUCGUACAAAGAGAUGAUGGAGAGUAGCAAGUUUUGCCUGUGCCCAAGUGGGUACGAGGUGGCGAGCCCGAGAAUUCCAGAGGCCAUAUAUGCGGGGUGCGUGCCUGUCCUUAUAUCCGAGAACUACGUUUUGCCCUUUAGCGACGUGCUGGAUUGGGACCGGUUUUCAGUUAGGGUUCCAGUGGACAAGCUGCCAAAUUUGAAAAGGAUCCUAAUGGGGAUAGGGGAAGAUGAGUACGAGGCUUUGCAUCAUGGGGUGAAGCAAGUGCAACGACAUUUCUUGGUGAAUGAUCCACCUAAGAGAUAUGAUGUGUUCCAUAUGAUGCUUCACUCACUAUGGUUGAGAAGGUUGAAUCUUAGGAUAAAUGCUUGA
Molecule: messenger RNA, 1260 nt
Organism: Striga hermonthica
Lineage: Eukaryota; Viridiplantae; Streptophyta; Magnoliopsida; Lamiales; Orobanchaceae
Source: the annotation of a GenBank genome assembly